UUAAAGAUGGCGGAUAAGGCCAAACGAAGAUUUACCUGAAAUAAUGAGCUUAAUGGGAAAAGAUUACAGAAGAAUCUCGGGCUUAGCGAAGCCUCUUGUGGAAUGCAAAACAGAGGUGAGAGUUUACUAGGCACAUUGUGUUCACUACGCCCAAGUAGUACGGGUAGUUAACGCAAGUAAGUACGUUUUAACAAAGUCAAGUUCAAGAUUGCACAAGACUUGGCUAUAAAAUGCCGGUACAUGUAGCUGCAAGGGGUUGUGGCUACCGACUUUUCCGGUUUAUACGCAGAUUUCUUUUUCUUAGCAUUGCUCGUAUCAAUCUAAACCGUGACGAAUUACCUAAUAGAAAAGUUAUUUGAAACCUAGAAAAAAAAAUGACAUCGAAGGCACGUGAGGUUUGGUUAAUUGUUUAUUUUUAAUUGAGCUUACAUAAUGCUAAGGAUUUACGUAUAUUUUUCUCCUCGGCAAAAUAGCGAUUACAUGUAGUUGCUGCUUUAAAUAAAUUCUUCAGGACAAAUUUAUCAUCAGGUUCUUUUUUAUUAUUUCUUGUCUUGUUUUGCUUUGUUUUGUUUCUAUUUACCCUCCAGCAUAAUGUAACUUGUGAUUAAAUCAACCAAAUGCAGAAUAUAUUCUUUGUUUCCCCACUAAAAUGAAACAAACAAAAGUUUAGUGAAAGUCUCAUUUUUUUGAUGACAGCUCAGCAAAUGAUCACAGUGUGAUAAAUGUGUGAUAAAAGUGUCCCUAAAGAUCAGCCACAUGUCAGCUGUUAAAGCACAAAGGGAAGAUUUGUUUUUUGCUGCACUUUGGGAUCACAGAGAGUAACUUAACUGUUCAAUAAGUGUCUUCUUCUGAAUUUCAAAUUUGGCAAAGGUUACAAUUUUGCUCCCUAAUGUGACUUACUCAAAGAAUAAAAAAGGAAACUAUAAGAAAUAAAUUAAAAGCUCUGUUGCUGCAAAAAAUCACAUUUGACAUAAUUUAUUUAAAAUUUAUAGUUUUUUUCUAUCCAUUUCAUUUUCAUUAAGCCUUCAUCAAUUUUCUAAUAAGCUGAUAGGUUUAUAUUAUGAAUUAUAUUCAGCUACCCUCUAUUUAUACCAAAUGGAGGCUGUUAUGUUUAUUAUCCCUCAAUAUUUUUCAACAUGCGGGAAAAUUGUUUAUGAACAGCCUACUGUUGAUGGUGUGGGAGGUUUACUUUUCAGUGUCCUCUGAAAUGAUUUUAUGAACAAAAGAUACAUGUUCCUUCUUCUAAAACAACAACACAAUUAAUGCUUUUCACCUUUAAUUAACCUUUUAACUCCAUAAGUGACCAAGACAGAAUUUCUCCUAAGAAUAUUAAUACACUAUCAAGCAGACAAGUGAUGAGAGUAAAGAAGGAUAAUAAUUAGGGGAUUAUUAGUUGAUCCAAAAACAAACUCUCCAAACUAACAUCACAAGAACUGUAUGGGAGAGAGUACAGAGAAUUACUAGUGAGAUCUUGGGAGUUUUAAACACAGAGUUUUCCGUAUUGGACAUAAGGUUGGAAAAUUAGGGAAUAUCACUUCAGGUACAGUGUUGGAUAUCCCCCAGUUUUCUGUCAUGUAAUGGGUUUAGACCGGUUGCCUUAACUAGCAAAUAAAUUUGUUGGAUUAUAAUGGAAUUUAUUGAUCAUGAGUAAUUUAUUGUAAAAGUGAGGUUGCUGAUGUAUUUUUAGUAUAACGUGUGAUGUUGUGAUUAAAAUAUGAAAAAAGAAGGGGGAAAAAACAGAGAUAAACAAAGACAGAAACCAACUUAGGCCACUGCAAAAUACAAGAAACCAAAUUGCUGUUUUUGCCUCUGAUUGGUUGAUUAGAUAGUGCUAAUAUUUUAGCCAAUCACAGACCAGUUAUGGAAAAGCUUAGUUCCAAUAUUAGAUUGUUUUAGGCCCAAUUAAAUUUAUAGAUAGCACUGUGUAUGAUGAACAAAAAGAUCAUUACAGCAUUCAAAUCUGUCCCAAAUUGUCUCCUCUUAGUCAACCAGCUGAAAUCUUGACCCUUUUACUUUCAAGAUCCAAGAAUUGACUCACUCAAUUGAAAACCUUACUCAGUUUGUUUUAAGUAUUGAGAAUAUGCCUGAGAUUAUGUUAAUGCUCAACCAAAAGGUUCUUGUCAGAUAUCUUGUAUUCUUAAUGAUUAAAUUUUUAUUCAUUUUUUCAGGCCCUUCUUUAUGGAAGCUGUGUGUCCCAGAAAGACAACAAUACCAAGCAUGCCUGUGAUAAGGAGUUUCAAGCACUUAAAGCCUGCAUAAGACAAGCAGUAAGUUUUCUUGGAGACUGGUCAGGGUCUCUUUUCUUUCUGAAUUUAAUUAGCUUGGAUAUCAUGUUAGAUUUUAAACCACAAACUUCAGUUAUCAUGACAAGAUAGUCAUUUGAAGGGGGGGGGCACAAAAGUGUCCUUUCAUGGAGUGGGGUGAUAAAAAUAGAAGGUUUGGCUUUUUUUGUGCAGCGUUUUCUUUGUUAGAAAUGUCCAGGGUUUGUUUCAGCUUUUAAUUUCUUAAACACAAGGAGUAAAUGACUGGCUUCAAGGGAUAAAGUGAGUUUUCUUUUCCAAGGCUCUCAAAUGUUCCUUAAACUGGAGCCAAAGGCAACAAUUAGGGUCAAAUGAAAAAUGGCUUUGGGUUGGGAGGUAUAACAUUGCAAUUUUAAACAAUUGCAAAAGUAUUUGGAGUACUUACAUACUAAAACAUGUACUCUCAAACUAGCUCUUAUACUCUCAAGUUAGUCAGCUUUAAUCAGAAUUAAUCAGGUUCAUCCUUUCAUCAGUGGGUACUGUCCUACAGUGAGAGAGAGAUGGGGUUUAACUUUUCAUUGUCAAAUUGUUGGUGUCAUUUUUCGUUAAUUUCGCUCUGAUUUUAAUUAACAGUCAUCAACAAAAAUUAGGGACUCAAGAUAAAUAAGAGACUACAGCAAGUCACUUAGACAUAGGAAUGCUGUGCUUUUUCUACUUAAAUUUAAAUACUUCUUACCUAUAAUAAUGUAAUAAUAAUCAUAAGAUACUGAAACAAAAUGUUUCAUUCCCUAUUAGUCUACUGUGAAUGAAUUGAAAAAUAAGUUAUUGAGUGUAAUACACUGACUUGAAAUUAAAACUUUUAAAGAUAACUUAACACUAAACUCUUUAGUAGUUUAAAGAAAACAUUUAAAUUUGAUGUGUCCAUCACUGUCUACAUUUUAAUGAAUGAUCAAAUCAAACAAUAUAAUUAUCUUAAGGCAUUUUCAUUUUUGAAAAUGUUUUUUUAAGAAAUGUGUGCCAGUAAAUUGGACAAAGAGUAGUAUUUGUAUGAGGUUUUGUUUAGAACAUAUCAUGCAUAAAAGCAUAUCAAACAGCUCUGACAUUUCAUAUUUUAUGGUGACUCAUUAUAUGUUUUGAAAGUUUUUCAAACAGCACUCCAAUGGCUAGUUUAUUUAACAAAACUUUCUAAACAUCACUGAUGCCUUUGAAUUAAGAGAUGUACUUGACCUCAUGUAACUGUUAUGCUGUCACAUACAUUUCCCAUCUGCUCCCCUGUGCUCACAUGUGUCAAUUCCUGCAAGAACACACUGUUAGCUGAGGAAAUCAUAGAAGCACAAUGAUAUUUUUUAAUCCUCAAUCUAUACACAUGCAUUCCCUAUUGUCCAUACUUUUCUCUUUGUUCUGACAAGGAGUAUUUGCUCAACAGUCAAAAGCUUUUUUUUUUUGACAAGGAGAAUUUGCUCAAUAAUCAAGCUAUUUUUUGUCAGUGGUUUAAUUUAUGGAUGACAUUUGCAAGGCAAAACUAGUUUGUAGUCACUAUCUGGGGUUUUAGGAUUAGACAAAGGUAAUAAUCAAAUUAUAGAAAAACUGGUGUGCCUGGCCUUUUUGUUUACCUUAUGAGAAGAUGUUAGUAAAAUAGGGAUUCUUAUCAAAUAUUAUCAUGUAAUAUUUUAUAUUUUUAUCUCUCUUAAGUUUUCUCAUUGUUUGAUGAUGCAUUUUUGUUGCAGGCAAAGAAAAUUAAAGUGUAGAGACUUGAAAAGAGAGAACAACUGCACCUAUUCCAGGAAAGUUCUGAAGCAGGACGUCACAGGCAACCUGCUCACUUUUUGCGUGGGGUAGAAAUAUUAUAAGAGGAGACAUUUAGGCAUGUAAAUAUAUAAAUACGGUAAACUGCUGCUUAAAGUGCCCUCUCCUCCCCCCCUCCCCCCUCCCCCUUUCAUUUAUAAGUCCUCGGUUAAAGACUCAUCUAACUUUAAACAAAACAAAAAAAAAGCAUCAAAUUAUAAGUUCCCCCCGAUAUAAGCCCUGUUCUAGCUUUUCUUGUUUCCACAAUACCAAAGUAGGAAAAGCCUCAGUGCUGUGACUUGGACAUAGAAAUUCUAAUGAUAGAAGAGCAAAGAUGAACUUUUGAGAGAAAAGUCUGUUUUCUCAGUUUCGCUAUGUACCAGUUUUCUUCAUGUUGCUAGUUUUUAUUCUGUGCCAAAUGUAUUGAAACUAAUUUGAUUUAUUAUGACGUUUUGAAUCUUAAUGAAAAAAGAGUAAAUAAAAAACGUAUUUUGAUCAGCACUGCACUAGCCUUCUAUUCCGGUUACACGUUCCCUCGGGUAUAGGCCCCUCUGUUAAUAAG
This is a messenger RNA of Pocillopora meandrina, 4587 nucleotides long. The record is from the annotation of a GenBank genome assembly. Lineage: Eukaryota; Metazoa; Cnidaria; Anthozoa; Scleractinia; Pocilloporidae.